This is a messenger RNA of Nanorana parkeri, 1085 nucleotides long. RefSeq names its product ras-like protein family member 11A-like. The coding region runs from base 195 to 923 and encodes 242 amino acids. Gene Ontology annotation, molecular function: GTPase activity; GTP binding. The record is from RefSeq and is a predicted model, not a curated record. The transcript has 4 exons. Lineage: Eukaryota; Metazoa; Chordata; Amphibia; Anura; Dicroglossidae.
UCAAGCUGGGAGAGAGAAGUUCUCUUCUGCUUUUGAAGGAGACCCUCAGUUUGGGAAGUUGGAUUUUUCUCAGGGACGUCUCACCAGCUUUACUUGCUUCUAAACCAUGGUAUUAGCGUCAAGAAGCCACGGAACUUAAUAUCAAUACGUAACCUUAAUAGCUGGACAAUUGCCCGUAAUAUUUUUGGCAGACUAUGUCCCAGUAUGCUCACAACUAUCUACUUGUUCCUAUCCCUGAGUAUCCUCUGUUGGACUGUGACCCUAACAGGAACAUCAAGAUUGUGGUACUGGGGGGCAGUGGUGUUGGAAAAACAGCCUUGGUUGUAAGAUUUCUGACAAAGAGGUUUAUUGGAGACUAUGAAGCAAACACUGGUGCAUUAUACUCAAGAAAGGUCGCAAUUGAUGGGGUACAAAUUUCACUCCAAGUGCAGGAUACACCCUAUGUAUCGAUGGAGGAAGAAGCAGACAGCAUUUCCUGCCAGGAACAAAUUAAUCGAUCCAUUUAUUGGGCAGAUGGCUUUGUGUUUGUCUUCUCAAUCACAGAUUAUAAUAGUUACCGUGUGAUUAGACCUUUGUACCAGCACUUAAGGAAAAUCCACCCAAACACCAAAAUUCCACUUCUUUUGGUAGGAAAUAAAGCUGAUCUUCUAAGAGCCCGACAAGUGGAAUCUGAUGAAGGUCUUCAGCUUGCUAAUGAACUUUCUGGGACAUAUGCUGAAGUAUCUGCUAGAGAAAAUUAUGAAGGGGUAUAUGGAGCUUUCUACCAACUGUGUCAGGAGGUUGGAAAGAUGAUCUUCAGCUGCAAUGGGGAAAAGAGAAGAGGACUUCAUCUUGUGCGCCCCAGAUCUCCUAACAUGCAAGACCUAAAAAGACGCUUUAAGCAGGUGUUGUCUUCCAAAGUGAAGUCUACCACCACACUAUGACCGCUUCUGGUAUUGCAAGAGUGGCCUGGUCUCCUGUGGCAGCUGCCAUUCACCGACAUGGAUUGCAUAUUAGUGUCAGUGCAGUGACUUCAUGUACAAUGUCUGAGAAGCUUCUGAGACAAGUGUUUUGUUUAGUCACUAGUCCUUUAUUUGACUACAUUU